CUGCUCAAGCCACCAGAGAGAGAAGAGACGCCUGCCCGCAUACACACACACCUCACUUACAUGCUCUUCUUCUGCCUUUUAAAACCUUCCCCUUUCUCAAGAGUGGCUGGGGUUACUGCCUCUGAUUUAGCACAUGUGCUGAUCCCAAGCUAACAGGACAGAACAGUUCUGGUGAUUGGUUCCUAGCUAUCCAGUGCCUACCUUACGCUGGGCUGUGCAGUUUGAGUGUCUGAGCAAGGGAGGGAGAUAGUGACACUUCUACUGAGGCUAGAAACCAGUCAUAUUUAACCAGUAUUAGAACAGUGACCCCACUCAGCCACAGCUGAGUUCUGGAGGAUAUAUGCUCACAGAUUCCCACACACCGGUCUUGUGGAACAGAGCACUAAGUGCUAUUUACCAAAGUUAUUUUCAGGAAUAUGAAGCACCAGGAUUUUACUUAGCCUGUGUUCCGCCCUGGACUACUUUGUCACAGGGCAUUUUCCCAGUUACACAUUCACAAAGCUAGCAGAGCUUCUUUAGUGCUUACUGUGCUCCUGGCAGAGAUAACAAACGGUUGGGAGUGACUAAAAACUUUUGGCCUGAGGACCCUGAGACUAGAAUAGCUGAGGAGGCUGAUAACUUCUUGCCAUAUUGACCUGCCUCUAAAACGCUGAACCAGCUACUCGAUCACUGACAGAGAUCUUGCCUCAGUCAGCAGAGUACAGUGAGCAGCAUGUUACUCUUGGAUGAGUCUCAGCAGUUUCCAGACCAGCCCCAGGAAGAUGUGUUCAGCAGUGACCAUGUUCAGCAUGGGGAGGAUGGGGAAUGGCAACGCUCUACUUCAACUACCUCAUCUCAGAGCGAGCGGGCGGAGCGACUCUUGCAGAACCAGCACAAGAGCCUGGCCUCUGAGGACACCAAAAAGAAGAGGGCUCAGAAACCUUCUCACAUGAGGAGGAACAUAAGAAAGCUGCUGCGGGAGGAUCAGCUUGAGGCUGUGACAAAAGCAGCCCAGCUGGAAGAGUUGGAGAGAAGGAAAAGGCUGGAGCAGCAGCGAAAGGAUUAUCCGGCAGCCAUCCCCACUGUACCGCUAGAGUUUCUUCCAGAAGAAAUAGUUUUAAGAACAGCGGAGGCCACUCAGCUUCCACCUCAAGUCCUAGCUGAGGAAGUGAUCUGCUUGGAUAGCACCAGCAGUGGCAGUGAAGAUGACACGAAAGGCAUACUACAUAGCAUUAAAGAUGAAGUAAUCGAAUUGAGUUCAGGAGAGGAUGAGGCCCUCCAGAUUGUGGACAGCAGCGACUCUGCCAACGAGGGGGAAGAUGGGGAUGGUACUGAAGAGAGCAGUGGCUCUCAUGUGAAUGACGCCUUAAAUCAGUCGGAUUCUCUGGGGCAGGUCAUUGUCAACAUCAACCAUCCACCCAAUGAAGAGGACAUUUUCCUGGCUCCGCAGCUUGCACGGGCAGUAAAGCCUCACCAGAUUGGUGGGAUCCGGUUCCUGUAUGAUAAUCUGGUGGAAUCUCUGGAGAGAUUUAAAAGCAGCAGUGGGUUUGGGUGUAUCUUGGCCCAUAGCAUGGGGCUGGGCAAGACCAUCCAGGUCAUCUCUUUCUUGGAUGUACUUUUCCGGCACACGGAGGCAAAGACUGUCCUUGCCAUUGUACCUGUAAACACUCUCCAGAACUGGCUGGCAGAAUUCAACAUGUGGCUCCCCGCACCUGAAACCCUCCCUGCUGAUUAUAACCCAAAAGAAAUUCAGCCACGCUUCUUCAAAGUCCAUAUCCUGAAUGAUGAACACAAGACGACUGCUGCCCGUGCAAAGGUGGUGACUGACUGGGUGACGGAUGGCGGGGUGCUGCUGAUGGGCUAUGAGAUGUACCGUCUCCUCUCACUGAAGAAGUCCUUUGCCACUGGCAGGAAGAAGAAAACAAAGAAACAAACUGGCCCUGUCAUUAUCGACUUAGAUGAGGAGGACCGGCAGCAGGAGCUUCUGAAAGGGAUCGAGAAGGCUUUAUCCCGCCCUGGUCCAGAUGUAGUUAUCUGUGAUGAGGGACACCGGAUAAAGAAUUGCCAUGCCAGCACCUCCCAGGCCCUGAAGAACAUCCGCUCCAGGCGGCGGGUGGUACUGACAGGCUACCCGCUCCAGAACAACCUGAUUGAGUACUGGUGCAUGGUAGACUUUGUCCGUCCUGACUUCUUGGGUACGCGGCAGGAGUUCAGCAACAUGUUUGAGCGCCCCAUCCUGAACGGGCAGUGUAUUGACAGUACGCCGCAGGAUGUCCGUCUCAUGAGGUACCGCAGUCAUGUCCUGCAUAGUCUGCUGGAGGGGUUUGUGCAGAGGAGAGGCCAUAACGUACUAAAGGCUCAGCUUCCCUAUAAAGAAGAACAUGUCAUUCUGGUACGUCUGUCAAAAAUCCAACGGGCUCUCUACACAGAGUUCAUGAACCGGUUCCGGGAUGCAGGCAACAGUGGCUGGCUGGGAUUGAACCCACUCAAGGCUUUCUGCGUCUGUUGUAAGAUCUGGAAUCACCCAGAUGUGCUGUAUGAGGCGCUGCAAAAAGAGAAUCUGGCAAAUGAGCAGGACCUGGAUGUGGAUGACCUUAGCACAGCUGGAACUAAUUCUCGCUGUCAGCCACAGGGAAUAAAAGUCAAAACAGAGGCCAAUGCUUUGGCAUCACCAGUUGGAGAAGCUACCAACAGCAAGUUCCUUCAGGGCAUUGGCUUCAACCCCUUUCAGGAGAGAGCAAAUCAAGUAGUUACUUACGAGUGGGCCAAGGACAUCUUGUGUGAUUACCAAACAGGAGUUUUGGAGAACUCGCCCAAGAUGGUGUUACUGUUCCACCUGAUUGAGGAAAGCGUGAAGCAUGGAGACAAGAUCUUGGUCUUCAGCCAGAGUCUGUCCACAUUGUCUGUCAUUGAGGAGUUCUUGGCCAAGAGACCAAUGCCCAAUCCUUCAGGCUCAGAUGUGCAAGGCGUUCAUAACUGGGUCCGAAAUCUCAACUAUUACAGACUGGAUGGCAGCACUUCUGCCUCAGAAAGGGAACGAUUGAUUAACCAGUUCAAUGACCCCAGCAACAGCUCUGUUUGGCUCUUCCUUUUGUCCACACGAGCUGGGUGUUUGGGUGUCAACCUGAUUGGAGCAAACAGAGUGGUGGUGUUUGAUGCUUCUUGGAACCCGUGCCAUGACGCACAAGCAGUGUGCCGGGUGUACCGCUACGGACAAAGGAAGCCAUGCCACAUUUACCGACUGGUUUCGGAUUACACCCUGGAGAAGAAAAUCUAUGAUCGCCAGGUCUCCAAGCAGGGGAUGUCAGAUCGUGUUGUGGAUGAUCUGAAUCCAGUGCUGAACUUCACCCGGAGGGAGGUGGAGAACCUGCUGCACUUCGUAGAAGAGGAGUCUGAUCCUGCCCAGCUGGCAUUGGACCCAAACAAGAUGAAGGAGUCUGUCUUACAGCUAGCCUGUCACAAAUACCCUCACCUUAUCACCAAGGAGCCUUUCCAGCAUGAGUCGCUGCUGAUUGACCGGAAGGAGCACAAGUUGACCAAGGCAGAGAAGAAGGCAGCAAAGAAGAGCUAUGAGGAAGAGAAGCGAGCAUCCGUCCCCUACACCCGUCCAUCCUAUGCACAGUAUUACCCAGCCAGUGACCAGAGCCUGACAAACAUCCCUGCCUUCAGUCAAAGGAAUUGGCGACCAGUCUUCAAGGGCGAGGACAAGCCAGUGGCAAGCGUCCGCCCUGUUCAGUCCACUCCCAUUCCUAUGAUGCCUCGGCAUGUCCCGUUGGGUGGCGUGGGAUCGGCAUCUGGUUCCAACCCUGCUGUCAGCUUCCCCAUCAACUAUCUGCAGCGAGCUGGUGUCCUUGUUCAGAAGAUUGUCACCACAACAGAUAUUGUGAUUCCAGGCACAAACACAUCCACCGAUGUGCAGGCGAGAAUCAGUGCUGGUGAGAGCAUCCACAUAAUUCGGGGGACUAAAGGGACAUACAUCCGCACCAGCGAUGGGCGGAUUUUUGCUAUCCGGACCACUGGGAAGCCAAAGGGCGGUGAAGACCGUCGAACAGCUGCCUCAGGCUCUCAGGGUCCGUCUCUGGAAUCCACAAGCAAUGGCAGACACAGUGCCUCGUCGCCCAAGCUCCCUAACACAGAGGAGCUCACUCGGCCCAUUUCCCCUGACAGCCCGGAGAUCAUCAGCGAACUGCAGCAGUAUGCCGAGGCAGCCGCUGCCCGGGAGUCUCGCCACAACUCCCCCAGCACUAACACUGUGCACGGACACCCUGCCCGGACAGACAAUGCGGCCACCUUAGCAGCCCGGGGAGCUGAGCAGCGAUUGGGCCUCCAUUGCUUGGCUCCGUCGGUUUCUUCAGCCCUGCCAGCCACCAGCCAACAUGUCGAUGGUCACUCAGUGCUGGACUUACGGGGCAACAAGCGCAAGUCGACCUCGCCCUCUGUCCCGGAGGAACCAGCCCGUCGGCAGCAGAAAAAGCGCCACCUGCCAACGUCUGUUCAGUCGUACGAACACGGGUACCCAGUCUCUGGUGGGUUCACCAUGCCCCCUGUUUCUUUAAACCACAACCUAACCCAUCCAUUUGCCCCCCAAGCAGGAAACUCCGUGUACAUGGGCUCAUCCUACUACCAGCUGCCCAAUUUACUACCAGACCCUCAGCUGGUGUUCCCUGUGACUACUGACCCUCUGCUGACAGCCGGCACCGCCAGCUCCUCUGCUGCUACCUCAGCCACCGCCAGCAUCCCCUCGUUCAUGCUAAACCCCUCUGUGACGGGGAUGCUGCCCAGCUACUCACUUCCCUUCACGCAGUCACUCCUGCCUGAGCCCAGGAUGUUUGCUCCUUUCCCAUCCCCAGUUUUGCCUAGCAGCCUUCCCAGGAGCAUGGCGUCUGCCUACCCUGGCUACAUGUCCCCUCAUUCGGGCUACCCGGCCGGGGGCCUCCUGCGGUCCCAGGUGCCUCAGUUUGAAUCCCAGGAGGCCUCAGAGGUGGGAUGCAGCUCCAAUGAUGAUGAGGACAAAGACGACGAUGUAAUAGAGAUCACAGGGAAAUAAUGGGUCCAGUUCCUGUUAGAUCUCAGCUUAGCCAGGAGGGAAAAGUUUCAGGACCUCUCUGGAGUCAGGAUUUCACCUCUGAGCUAUGGCAGCAGGGCUGGAGGAGGAGACGUUUUUAGAUGUCAAGGAUCUGCAUUGUAUUGGGGAGGGAGGGUGGGGAGAACAAAACCUGAACGGACUUGCAAGAGUGGGGGGCAGCAAUGCAAACCAUAGGAGUGCCUCCCUUGCUUCCUCUCCUGCAUUGUCCGUGUGUCUGUCUGUGUUAUCCGAAAGGGAGCCUUGAUGUUGCGAUUCAGUGCCCCUUCUCAGGCCUGGAGACACUGAGUUGAUCUCUGUGUUUUUGAAGAGCUCCCUCUCGCGCGAACUGCCUUAUCUGUGAACUUUUCUCGCUCAAGGAGGCACGAGCUGGGGGUGUGCCCCAGGAGAGGGUCUCGAUGAAGAGCAUUUUUAAUUGGGGUUGGGGAGGAGCAGGCUAUAUGUCGUUUGUGUAGGAGGGGAGGGUAAAGGGUGUGUGGGGGGGGGUCAGUGUGAAAACCGAUUUGUCUUUUCAUCCUCUUAAAAAUUCAAAACACAAUAAUCUGACAGCUCUUGCCAGGCCCCUGCUGGAGGAUGAGGUGUGGAGUGGGGAGAAUGCUGAGCUGUGACAUGACUCUCCAGUCUGCUCCCCCAGGGGGCCUUCUCUAUGAAGCCCUCUGAAGGCAGUGACCCUAGUAGUUCUGGUGUUGGCUUCUCGAGCCUGGGUUGGGUUAGGAAUCCUUUAAAUCUUGUAGUGGUUCGAGGGGAAUUCUGGGGACUUUCCCAGUUCCUCCGUCUCUUUCAGUGAUGGCUGCCUCACCAGGCUAUUGAGGGGUAUGCCCUCAGGCUCCAGGAGGAGGCCUCGGGGGGGAGCAGGUGGACCAGUUUGAUUCCUAUCAACCCCAGCCAGCAGGACAGGUUGAAAAGGGAUACCAUUGCGGACUCAGCACCCGUCUCCAUUGACUCUGUGACUGGAGCGACUGCCCCCUCCGCAGAAUCUCUACAUUAAUUUAUUUCAUGAAGGCAAAUAUUUAUUUGUUUGGGGAGUUUCUUUCUAUGUUUUAUUAAUUGUGUUGUUUAAAAGAAAAACAAACCUGCUGGUCUCCAUAAUGCAGUAGUUGAUUGUUGGAUUGUCCAUAUGGGGGAGAUGAGCCCUAAUGACCAUUUGACCAAAGCAUAAUCUGAAAGCAGGACCAACUGUGAACGUUCCCCAGUAGCCAGCUCCCUUGUUUGGUUCUGUUACAAUGAUGUGGCAUUGCCUGUGCCAUAUACACCUCUUUGGGGGAGCAUGUGACAGUAGCCCGGGGUAGUUGUUACAGUGUCUGUCCAUGCAGUACAAGGGAAAAUGAGACACCUCUGGUCUUGGGGUUGGGAUCACUCUGGCAGCUGAGAAAUUAAAGUGAUUCCUUAUCUCUCUGAGAGAUUGGUUAUCUCGGCUCAUGAUAGGUGGGCUUGGGGAUCUCGUGGCAGCAGGCUUGAGCUCCUGUUGGUUUAACAGACCCCCUGGCUGACAUGUGGAGCGCUGUUGCUGGGCUUCAGCCCUUCCCAACUGGAGGUGUCACAUGAGAGUAAAAGGCGAGAGAAUGCCUCUAACACAGAGAGUAAAUUGCACUGACAGUUCACCUCUCGGCGUCUGCAUUCAAAUCAUGCUCUUGGCAUUGAAAUGCCACAUUUACAUGAGUUUGGGCACCUGAGCUAGAUGGCCUGCCAUCCUGUCCGCUGUGUGCGUGCACAUGCACUGAUAACUGCUGAGUAAUCUUGGAAACUCAAUGCCUGCUCAAAGGCCCAGAUCCUUGAAGGGAUGUAGGCUCCUAAAUCCCAUUGACUUCAAUGGAAGUUUAGAAUCUUAAAUACCUUUGAGGAUCUGGACCUAAAUGUCACCACCUCAGGGAAAGAGAGAGACUAUGAAUGUCUUUGGAAAGUGGUCCAUGCUGAUGCUUCAGCAUGGUUAUUGAGAUCUACUCAGACCAGCUCAGGAGGGAGGGACAAGGCAUUCUGGCAUAUUGUGUAAGGUAGCUGUGAAGAAAGGGGAACUGCUUUAUCAAGGGAAGGUGGUGCAGUGCGUGUAUUUGUGUGUACCAUGACAAAAGUAGGACGUUAUGGGGCUUUCUCUCUGUCAUUCUCUGUUUUAAUGGAACUUGUCUGUCAGACAUAACCACAUCAUUCAUAGAAGCCUUAGAUCUACAGUUUAGCUAUGCAAAUUAUUUUAAAAAACAAACAUUGAAAUAGUGCUUUCUUCUUUAACAUAUCCUAGGAGUUGAAAACCGAGGGGUUCUGAGCAAACUUCUGAACAACUUGUCUUUGGAUGCACCAUGGAAAUAAACAAACAAACUCCCCCUUCCACUCCACCCCUCAAUAACAAAGUAAACUAACUGAUGGUGUCCAUGCAAAUUUCUCCAAAGACUUGACAGUGCUGCAUCUCUGAGUCAUGCCCUUUGCAAUUUGUGUGUUCAUCUUGUGCAAAAUACUGUGACGCUGAUUGUAUUACAGCUGUCUGUUGUAUCUCUGUAAGGCUCUCAGAAACUCCAGUGGAUUUGGGAAGUGGACCUAGGCAAGGGGGUUUCUUGUCAUGAGUAGCGAGGAUUCAGACCUGCAGGAAAUCUAAACAAUACUUGUGGAAGGCAACAGUUGAUUUAGGGUUAGAGCAGACCUUUUAAUCAGAGUCCUUUGGCAUGGAUUAUGGUUCCUUCAUUGUUUGUGCCAGGGUAGCACGUUUAAUCUGAAUGAUCCUGCUAGUUCUUUGUAACGAGGGCAUGUUUUGUGUCUUUUCUCUGCUCAGAUGAGGCAUGAAGAUUUGACUUUAAACAGUAGGUUAACGUAUGGUUCUGGAUGCUGUACCUGUAAUUGCAGUAGCUUUCACGGGGACUUUGCUCAUUGCCUCACAAGGAAAGCACCAGAGGCCUCUGGAGGGCACUUUGGAAGGCACUGAAUUGGGCAGGCCUCUGGCACACCCUCACUUUGGUGGGUGGAAUAUGGGAAUUUUUCUGUUCACAGGAAUAGGUGCACCUGGGAUUAAUUUAACCAAGCCCUGUAGCCAUAGGAACUGGUGACUGAUGGAUCCUUUGAUAGCCAUAGGAAAUGGACCCCUGUAAUUUACUUCCCCAGCCACUGGAUGACAGUGUUGUUUCACAUGGAAUAUUUACUUCCCGCAAGCAAGUAGGUUUAAAAAUGUGCUUGUUUUGAACACUGGUUUUUGUAUUCAGUCAAGAAAGCUAGGAAAACUAAUGCUCUUUGCAUUGUGCAGAUUCCCGUAUUAAAUUGACUCUUGUAAACAGGGACCUUUCUCUGUCCCUGGCAAACUUCUGUCUCCUCCUAUCUGUUCGUAGUACAUUCAGUGCUUAGAGUGCACAUCCUCCAUAAACUACUGGAGACUAAUUAGCCCCACAAGUGCCUGGGUCGAACCCCCAUCCUGUACCCCAGCCAGCACUUGGUGGGUGGGUCCCUCUCUCCCUCCCGCUCCAUCCUGACAAAUGCUCAAUCCAGACUACCUCCUCCCCCACAAACCCUCCCAGUUUCCAUGCGUCAUCUCCCAAAAGCUAGCUAGUGGUUUAAAGAUGAAACCCCAUUGAUUUGGGGCAUCACAACCUUUGGGAGAGAUGAUCUCGUCACCUGGAGUGAAGGAAGGGUUGUGAAGGUGAUUUCCUCUGCCUUAGUUUUCUGUUAGUGCUGAUAAAGCCCCCAUCUCCCAGAUGCUGACCAUUGAGAUCCACUGGGUGUGCAACAUCUUCCAGGAAGAUGCAGCUUCUUGUGCCAGAGGGCUGGCAGUGAUUCUGAGUACAUGAAGUGCAGGGAAUGCAGACUGAGACCAUGGGUCAGAACUGUUUAAUGACGGAGACCAGGAAUCAGAAUUGUUUAAUGACUUUUGCAUAGAAGGUCAGAAAGUCCUUUAUCUGAUGCUGUAUAAUCUUCAAGAAUAUCUUGGACAUUCAGAGGUGGUAUUGACAAUGGAGACCUCUCUGAAUCCUGUUCCACAACACUUCCUUACCUAGGGUAUGUCUACAUUACAGCCACUACAGUGGCACAGUUGUGGCGCUGCAGCUGCGCUGCUGUAACGCCCUAGUAUAGGCUCUUCAUGGAUGGAAGAGUUUUUCCAUCGCCGUAGGUAUUGCACUUCUCCGAGAGGGGGAAACUAGAUGGAUGAAAGAAUCCUUCCAUGGACCUACCUGUGUCUUGACUGGGGGUUAGGUCGACCUAACUACGGUGUGAAAUUUUUCACAGUCCUGAGCGACAUAGCUAGGUGGACCUAAGUUUUAGGUAUAGACUAGGCCCUAGUCUCCUCGCUCCUCCUCCACAACCCUCAGUCUUCUCUCUUUCCCUGAUCUCUCCUUUCCAGACUCCUCUUUUCUCUAGCUGACACAUAGGUCCUCUCUUUGCUUUCCUGACCCCUGUGAUGGGGCUGUCUCUGCUAAUUUUCUGACUCCAAAUGGACUGACCAAAGUAGCUUAUAGUUCAUAUUUGUGCUGCAGAUAACACUGAGAGUAGGAACAGGGGCUCUCUGAUAAGCACUUGGACACUAAGGAAGAUUCCUGGGCAGAGCACAGAAGCCCUGGGGACUUGUGGAAUACUUGGGUUGCACUUUGGCUGCCCCUUUCAGUCACUAUCUAGCUAUAAUGAGUAGAUUUUACUUACUUAGGCCGAACUGUUUAGAUGGCAGUUUCUGGAGCAGCAGGGAUAUCAGGGCAAAUUCCACACUGUACUGCUACAAGACACUAAGACAGAAUUAGGGGAAGAGGUGACCUCAUAACUGUGAUGUUUCUGUGAGUUUUCUAGGAUGUACCUAAUCUCAGUCCAGUCUUGGGCAAUGUAUGUUCACGCAGUUCUGCAGGAUGGAGCAUCUCACAUUCAGUUCCAAAAACUGCCAAACGAGCUUCUCUCAAGCUUUGCUGGGAAUGAAAGAAUUCACUUUGCGUUUUGCUCUCCGGGAACAAUCAUGCGAUUGAAUUUCACUAGUACAAAUACUGAUGUGCAAGGUGAAAGGGCGCUCUCCCAUUUGAAUACUUCUGGCAAGCAAAUUCAGGUUGGUUUUUCAUGGACAUUUGCACCAGUAAGCAGAUAAAUGUUGGCUAAUAACUUCAAAUAAUUGCUAAAUUAGAGAAAAUCAUGGUCUGUGGACAUUCUGCGAACAGAAAGGGGCAAAAUACAGCAACUCCAUUCACAAUGAAUGUGCUUCUUUGCUCUCUCAAGUGAGAUCAGGUAGUCCAAAUUUGAGCGGGAAGGAGGGUGGGGGGAAUUUAGACCAACUAGGAUACACUGGGAAUGGCUCCUUGCAAGCUGAAUAGGAAAAGAAACCCAUUUGCAAAGGGAGAGGAUGUUGUAAGUGGGGGGUGAUCAACUGUGUAGGGUGGAGGGAAUAGAGAAAAGAAAUCCCCAUAUGCUCCACCCUAUUCCCCCUGUACUGAAACAAUACCACUAACAGCUGCCCAAAGCUGCACUGUGUCUUGGGUCCUGUAUUGUUAGCCAUCCAGCUUGCAUUCAGAAACUCUCUGGUAGAUUUGCUUGUAUAGGGGAGCGUGAGCGAAUCCAUUGAUAAUGUUUGUUUUUUAUUUUGUUUUUUCUGUUUUUAAUACCGCCUUAGUUUGUGGCCUGUCUUUUGUGAUCAGAAAGAGGAGUUACUGUAGCAGGGUGGGUCGGUUGGCCGGCUGCACACAUGAUCAUGUGCUUCCCUCUUCUCUCUGUCUAACGAGGCGUGCUCACUGAUCUCCCAGAACAGAGACUUUGAACAAUUUGUUGUUUAUAUGAUGUAUUUAUUUUUACUUGUGUUUCAUGUCAUUUUUUAAAAAAUCAAUAAAUUGUAAGUUGGUAUAACUGCCGCUUGGCGCUCUCUCUCUCUCUCUCUCUCUUCUUUUUGAUAAAAUAAACUUACAAAAUUAAAAAACCCCACA
Molecule: messenger RNA, 10923 nt
Organism: Chrysemys picta bellii (western painted turtle)
Lineage: Eukaryota; Metazoa; Chordata; Testudines; Emydidae
Gene: RAD54L2
Product: RAD54 like 2
Cellular component (GO): nucleus
Molecular function (GO): ATP-dependent chromatin remodeler activity; ATP hydrolysis activity; ATP binding
Source: RefSeq, a predicted model, not a curated record